GCUCAGUUUAGGGUAUUGACCUGUGGAGCCAUGACUGUGUGAGUGGCAGAGUGGAUUGCGGUUGCUGUUCACUUCACCCCUCUUCGAAAAAGUUUAGGAAUUGGAGAAACCGAAAAAAGCAACCGAGAAAGAUCGAAGCCUCUUCCCACUUUAGCUCUCUUUCUCCACACCGGCAAGCAAUUCGUCGGUGUUCCCAAUUCAUCUCUUCUCGUGCUCUGCCAACCCGUUUCUUCUUCGUCUCCAACAAUGGAUCCCCAUCUCCUUCUCUUCCUUCUUCUCUCAACAUCUUCCCUCUCAGGAAUUGAGUCGGCGGCUACUUUCAAGCUCACAAACCUCUGCCGCCAAACAAUCUGGCCGGGGCUGCUCUCCGGCGCCAACACCGCCCAGCUCCCCACCACCGGCUUCGCCCUCCGCCCGGGGAAAUCCCGAGCAAUUUCCAUCCCCUCCGGCUGGUCCGGCCGCAUAUGGGGCCGGACCCUCUGCGGGACCGCCGACGGCAAAUUCUCCUGCCUCACGGCCGAUUGCGGCUCCGGGAAGGUCGAGUGCGGCGGGAGCGGGGCCAAGCCGCCGGCGACCCUCGUCGAGUUCACCCUCAACGGCGCCGACGGGCUGGACUUCUACGACGUCAGCUUGGUCGACGGCUACAACCUCCCGAUGCUGGUUUUCCCGCAGAAGGUAACCCGCGGGGGCUGCGGCGCCACCGGGUGCUUGAUUGACCUCAACGGCGCGUGCCCCAAGGAGCUGAAGGUGGUGGCGCGUGAUAAGGGCAGGGUUGGCGGUGUCGCGUGUAGGAGCGCGUGUGAGGCGUUUGGGGAUCCCAGGUUUUGCUGCGCUGAUGCCUACGCCACGCCGGAGACUUGCUCGCCGUCGGUGUAUUCCCUGUUUUUCAAGCACGCUUGCCCUCGGUCGUAUAGCUACGCGUAUGACGACAAGACCAGUACGUAUACGUGUGCCAAUACGGACUACACCAUCGUAUUCUGCCCGCGGCCGUACACCAGCCAGGAAGUUCUGGGAAGAAGGAAAGAUGGGGCAUCCCUGCCACUGGUUAACAAGACGUCCAUGUACUGGCCAAGCAGACAUCCCAAUGGUGCUUUCUCUUCAGUGAGAUAGCAGUGUAGACGAGGUGCAGCAGCUGACGAGAGUAUAGAAGUACGACAACCACGUUCCAACGAUCUGCUGCGAUCCUGGCUGAUACUCCCUGAGCAUGACGUAGGUUAUGUAAACAGACAUGAAGUGAGGAGGCGAUCGAAGAGCAGCACGCCAACCCAAAUUCCACGACGAAAUUCUGUGCAAUUCCAUACGCCUUAACUAACUACGAUACACCAACUUUCAGCACUCAUUAACAGUGAAGGAAGGAGACAGGGGAUACAACUGGGUUUCAUACUUUCAGUUCAAUCCCUACUGUUCAGUUUAUUCUGAAUGCCAAUGUAUUCUCUAAUUGCUUCAUCAUUGGACUUGGCAUAACUGUUGUGAGUUUUCUUGUUGAAGUCAUGUUUGGAAAACCAUACAAUCACUGAAUCACCGAAGCAUUGGAAGCAAAAAUCCACUCUAAUGGGCUGGACUGGACAUCUUUCUUCCCCGAAGAUAACCGGCGGUUCGAUCUGGUUUGUCAGUUCAGCUCCUUGAAAACGCAGCGUUUAGUUAAGUAAGCUAGGAAAAAGAAAUCUUGGUUCUGGAUCUUCUUCUUCCCAAUCACGUUCCAUCCCCCGCAACCUACCAUACUUCCUCACCUCUCUCGUCGCCAGUUCCCCAGCCACCACAGCCGCGCUCACGACGACCAGACUUUCACGGCAAGGCUCACGGAGGAGCUGCUGGCCGAUUUUCCCUCCGGUUAGAUUCAGUGAAUCUGCACAAAGACUUGCACUGCCUGAAAUCUGCAAUGCUAGCAAAGGGCACAUUUUCCUCGCCCAGUUCAACACUGCUUCCCCUUAGUAUACCACGCGGUUCAUCACGUUCGGAUUCUUUAACAUGUUGGCUACAGAGGAAGCAGCAGAGAAAGAUCAUUUGCGCUUGUGUGGCGCCUCCUCUAAAUAUAGGCAGCGACGGAAUUCCAGAAACUGCAAACAAACAUAUAAACAAAUCAGAGAAAUCGGAGACAUUGCACCCAAUAUCGGAGCCAGAAGAUGAUUCUGACGUCCUUAUUGAAUGUAAAGAUGUGUACAAGUCAUUUGGUGAGAAGCAUAUAUUACGAGGUGUGAGCUUCAAGAUCAGACAUGGUGAGGCAGUUGGAAUAAUUGGACCUUCGGGCACUGGCAAAUCUACAAUUUUGAAAAUAAUGGCUGGACUUCUUGCUCCAGACAAGGGUGAGGUUUACAUUCGAGGUAGGAAACGAGAUGGGUUAAUUAGCGACAACGAGAUCACUGGCUUGCGAAUUGGAUUGGUGUUCCAAAGUGCAGCGCUGUUUGAUUCUUUAACAGUUCGUGAAAAUGUCGGUUUCCUGCUGUACGAAAAUUCUACAAUGCCAGAGGAGCAAAUCUCGGAGCUUGUGACAGAAACCUUGGCUGCCGUUGGUUUAAAGGGAGUUGAGGAGCGGCUGCCUUCUGAGCUAUCUGGCGGAAUGAAAAAAAGAGUUGCUUUAGCUCGAUCUAUAGUUUUUGACGCCACCAAGGCCACCAUUGAGCCAGAGGUGGUUUUGUAUGAUGAACCAACAGCUGGACUUGAUCCGAUUGCGUCAACUGUGGUAGAAGAUCUCAUUCGCUCUGUCCAUAUGACGGGGGAGGACACAGUCGGCAAACCUGGCAAGAUUGCUUCCUAUGUUGUGGUUACUCAUCAACACAGUACCAUUAGAAGGGCUGUCGACAGGUUACUGUUUCUUCAUAACGGGAAGGUCGUGUGGCAAGGAAUGACUCAUGAAUUCACUACAUCAACCAAUCCUAUUGUUCAGCAGUUUGCAUCAGGCAGCCUUGAUGGUCCGAUUAAGUAUUAGAGGACACCAUCUUUGUUUGAGCUGAUGGCUCCUAUAGUUAUGUGGGAAGGAAGAAUGGUGGUAGUUUGCAGGUUUGAUGCUAUUAUUGUUGCUAAUUCUUGUUUACUAAAUUGAACGAAAAACGAGCCCAUUUCAUGUUUAGGCCUUGUGCCUUUCUGGAAGGGGACUGCAUUUCGAAAUGCCAGGUCGUUUGGUUCCUCUUUGUAAACUUUGUUGUAUAAGGUUGAUUGCCCGCCUUUCUCGAUCAAUCAAUAAAGCUUCUACGCGAUGGAAUCUUUUUUUUUCUUUCUGUACCACAUUUCGAAACAUGGCUUCGAAUGAGAGUAGAGUGUGAUUGUUAAACACCUGACAAGUGAACUGC
This is a messenger RNA of Linum tenue, 3287 nucleotides long. The record is from the annotation of a GenBank genome assembly. Lineage: Eukaryota; Viridiplantae; Streptophyta; Magnoliopsida; Malpighiales; Linaceae.